ACAAAACAAUUUAAUACGUAGAUAAUGGUGGACGUUCAGUCGUUAUGUGAUGAUGGCAAAAAGUUUGCUACUGAAGCAGUGAAAUAUGAUCAAGCUGGUGACAUAGAGCAAGCAAUAUUUUUUUAUUCAGAAGCUUCUGAUGCUCUUUUAAAGGCUUGCUCCGCCGAUGAGAGUUUGAAUGUUCGUAAUACAGUUAAAAAGUAUAUUGCUCGUGCGGAAGAAUUACAUAAAUACAAAGGCAAUGAUAAUGAAAAGAAACCUCUAAAGUCAUCACAACAGAAAGAUUUGGAGAAAGCACAUUUCUUCCUUCAACAAGGCCUUGCUGAAGAUGAGAAGGGUAGAAAAGAUGAGGCAAUACCGUUGUACACAAAUGCUGCAGAUAUAUGCCUAAAGGCUUGUAAAGGGCUAGAAGAAGGAGAUUUAAAGUCCAAACUACAAUCUUUGGCAAGAAAUGCUAUUGAAAGGGCAGAGGCAAUCAAGAGUAAAUCACCAGCAAAAAAGGAUACUCAGCUACAAUCAUCACUGCCAUCAACAUCAAGUGGAAAUCAAAACAAAAUCAGCAAAAAGCCAUCACUGACAGACAAGGAGCUUGAGGUGUUAAAGAAAACCUCUUAUAUUAAUGGAAAGAAAUAUCUUCCAUGGUUGGAUAUUGAUGUUAGAGAAAAGUUUGAUUAUGUUCUGGAUAUGUUCAGUGAUCCAGAUGGAAAUCUCCCACUUUCUGUGAAACAAAAAUCACGAUUUGUAAAAUGGGUAAGGCCAAGUGAACUGACUGAUAAUCCAAAGAUGAUUUAUGCCAUCUCAAGUUUAAGUAUCCGUCAGACUGUAGUUACAGAUUGUUCCUUCGUUGCGUCAUUAGCGAUUUCUGCGGCUUAUGAACGAAAAUUCCGAAAAAGGAUUAUCACAAAGAUCAUAUAUCCACAAAACAGAAAUGGAGAUCCGGUAAUUAAUCCAUCUGGAAAAUAUAUGAUCAAACUUUGGGUGAAUGGUGUUUCUCGAAAGAUAAUUAUUGAUGAUAAACUACCUCUGGGUGAUGAUGGUAAAUUGUUGUGCUCAUAUUCUAUGAACAAGAAUGAAAUGUGGGUGAGCUUGAUUGAAAAAGCCUAUCUCAAGGUUAUGGGGGGUUAUGAUUUCCCUGGUUCAAACUCGAACAUUGACCUUUAUGCAUUAACUGGAUGGAUACCAGAGCGUGUUUCAAUAAAGUUGGAUGACCCUGAUGCUGAACUCGAUACCCUCUUUAAUCGUCUUUUCGUCGGCCUACACCAAGGUGAAUGUUUGAUAACGGUUGCCACUGGUAAUUUGGGUGAUUUAGUCGCUGAACGAGCAGGUCUUGUUCCUACACAUGCUUACGCUGUUUUGGAUAUUAGAAAAAUAAAGAACCUGAAACUUUUGCAGCUCAAGAAUCCAUGGACGCAUUUAAGAUGGAAGGGAGCUUAUUCCGAGAAUGACAAAGAGAAUUGGACUCCGGAGUUGCAAAAAGCAUUAAAUUUUGAUCGUAACAGUGCAAUUCGGGUUGACAAUGGUGUUUUUUGGAUUGAUUGGAAACAUUUGUUGAACUAUUUUGACGUACUUUACGUAAACUGGAAUCCAAAAACUUUUCUAAAUCGCUAUGUUCUACACUCAACGUGGAAAUCUGCAGACGGACCAGUUAGGGAUUCCUAUAAUUUAGGUGAAAAUCCUCAAUAUAAACUGCAAAUAAAUGUGACAUCUGAGAAGUCACCAGUUGUAUGGAUUUUACUAAGUCGACAUAUUCUUGACAGGGACGACUUUGCAAACAACAAAGAAUUCAUUACAGUUCAUGUUUAUAAAUCAUCUGGACAAAGAAUUUAUCAUCAGGAAAACUGCUACAUUGAAGGAAUAAAGAUCAACAGUCCUCAUUAUCUUGUUAAAUUGAAAGCGGACAAGACAACUAACACGUUCACGUUGGUGAUUUCACAAUAUGAAAAACACAACACGAUUCACUAUACGUUAAAGGUAUUUUCUUCAGCUGAUUUUAAAAUUUCACCUGUCCCAAAUCCUUAUAUCUGUCAUAAACAGGAGACAGGUGAAUGGAAAGGCAUUACGGCUGGUGGUUGUGCAAAUUAUCCUGCAACGUUUGGAAAUAAUCCCGUAUAUUUCUGUGAAUUAGAGGAAUCAGCUUCUAGUAAAACAUUGAGUGUUUGCGUAAAAAUUCGUGGCCCUAGGCAAUAUGCUGUUGGUUUUACUGUUAUAUCGCUACGUUCAUCUGGUGGCUCUCCCAGUUUUAGAAAAACUGUUGAUUCAUACAGGACUGGGUUCAACGUCCUCGAGAUGUCUGAUGUACCCCCCGGAUCAUAUCACAUUAUUCCUACGACAUUUCAACCGCAUUGUGAGGGUCCAUUUAUUCUUGAAGUAUCCUCAUCAGCCAAACUCACUCUCAGAAAACUCUGAUGUUGGUUGUAUUUGAUAAUUUUAGAGAUAUUUUUGUAUUUAAAUGCAUGCAUAUGUACAUAGUGAACAUCGUGAUAGGUUCCUGCAGAAGACCAAAGUCUGUAAACACGAUAUUAUUUACUUAUGUCAUGUAAACAUACGUCACAAUUUAAGUUUUUUUGUGAGAGGAAGUCGGCAUAAGAUUGUGGUUAUGGUAAACAAUGAUAUCAAAUAUAUCAUUGGAGACAGUUGUCUGCGAGAAAUAAAAUGUUUCUAUCGAAACGUUAUAAUUUUCUCAAGUUUUAAAUCAAGAGCUAAUAGAUCCUUUGCUUGUUUUAAAAUUUAAGAGUAAAAUAACCUCUAAAGCUAUAGUUUAUUUAUCUCUAAGCUUAAUCUUUGUAUUUGCUGAAAAUAGACUGACACAUACAUCAAGCUGUGUAGUGGGUUAUCAUGUCCACUAUAUCAUUGUAAAAAUUUAAAACUGAAUUUAGAUUUGAAAUUAAUGAAAUUCUUUGAAAAACACAAUGAUUAAAACGAUUAAUUGUACAAAUAAUUUUCACCAGUACAAAGUAAAUGAUUUAAGUCAUCAA
Messenger RNA from Xenia sp. Carnegie-2017, 2975 nucleotides. Its product is annotated as calpain-7-like. NCBI's taxonomy places the organism in Eukaryota, Metazoa, Cnidaria, Anthozoa, Malacalcyonacea, Xeniidae. Gene Ontology annotation, molecular function: calcium-dependent cysteine-type endopeptidase activity. The record is from RefSeq and is a predicted model, not a curated record. Gene Ontology annotation, biological process: proteolysis. Bases 25 to 2406 code for a protein of 793 amino acids. The transcript is spliced from 25 exons.